AUGGUAUCCUUUGCAUUUCUCGAUCAAAGCCUCUGCUCGCUAAUCGACCCGGCUCAUGAUCUGAUCGAUGUCAAGACCCUCUCUCCCAUCCCAUCUAGCUCACAAAUCCAACCGAGCAAGAAGAGACGCAGAUCACAGGCCAAGACCCAAACCACCCCCACCGAACCACUGCCAUCACCUCAGCGAUCGAAGAGUCAACCGGCUGAACGUCCAAUCAAGCCACUCCAGCAAUCUAAGCUAUCCAAACCUACUACUCAUCAACCUCCUCCAAACCUACCCAAGAUCCACUCCCCAUCCACCUCCUCAGUCAAUCCUGCGAAUCUCCAAAAGGAUACACCUGCUUUCAAGGGCAAGGAAAACCAUCUACCAAAGCCAGGAAUCAGAGAAAAAGAAUCAAACGAAUUCAGAGAGCGCGAGAAGAAGCAAUCAACUGUGCUUGGGAUCAAUCAAACCCAAGCUCACUCCAGCCAAAACAACAAACUUCAAUCCAAGCCACCUCAAGCGACUACCAAGGGGGCUCUUAACAUCAACCAAGGAGCCAAGACCGACUCAUCAAAAAGUAGCAAGGAUUGUUCCAGUAGUGAGACCAGUAGUCGACAAAAUCAAUCUAGUUCCGAUUCUUCCUCCGGAACUAGCUCUGAUGAUUCAUCAUCAAGCUCCUCAUCCGAGUCUGACUCUGACUCUGACUCUGAACCUGCUACAUCGGUCCCCAAGUCAACUCUUUCGGAAGCAUCGUCACAACCAUCCGAACUACCCUCGAAACGACCAAACCUCAUGGCACCGAUCACUCAAAAAAAGGUACCAAUCGUCCCCAAUCCCCAUCUGACCAUGCUCUCCCUAUCUAAUAAGAACAAACGCAAGAACCUCAAGCGGAAAUCAGGUCCUGAGCAGCUAGCUCAACCUAGCAAGAUUGUAUUCGGAUCCGGCCCAUCCGAAGAAGCUUCAAUGAGUCCAGUCAAGAGCCCCUGUUACAUGCCCCCAUCCCCCAAUCUGGGCACAGCUCCCACCUCACCCAUCCUUGCACCAGCUGAUUUACCUCAGAAAGAUUAUUUUUCAUAUGAUUAUGCGUCCUUCAAUAAUUGUAAUGAGGAGGAGGAGGGGGAGGAGCAAGAGGAGGAGUUUGUCGAUUAUUCGGUCACCCAUGCCGCUCGUUCUCAUGGCCCACCUCCCUCUGCCCGAGACUUCGAUCUAAUCCCAUCCAACGUUCUCAUCACCUCGAUCAAUGUUCUCAAUCCCUACUGGACACCUGGUCAAACCGGCGAGCGAUGGGAUUAUGAUCAGCCGACUUAUACACAGCUUGCUUACGAGCAGACGGUCAGCAAGAAGACGCGCAAGAACCGUAAGAAAUCGCUCAAACGACGUCGUAGAAUUGCAGCUAAGACUCGGCUUGCAGACCAAGGGCAACAGGGGGAUGCGGAAGAGGAAGAGGAAGACGGGGGAUCAGAUGGAUCGGAGAUUGAUGAGGAAAUCCGGAAAGACGUCGAAGACGCUUAUGCUGAAUUUAUCGGUUCAGGUGGCCACAGCUCCCAUCAACAAAACGAUCCCAAUCUCCGCCCGGACGGGCUCCUUGAAUCUCUCAAUCAGACAUGGGAUCAACUCGAGAAAGUCGACAGGAAGAGCGCCGUCCUGGGUUCUAAAGUAGCCAUUCGAACAAUUGAGCUCUCAGUAGAGAGUUUCACGCCCGAAACGAUGACCUAUUACGGCACAUUGGUUGGAACGAACGAGAGUACUCUAGCUCUGAAGCUUGACCGGGGAUGCAUACCGACUGGGCAAGGGAUGAUGGAGACGAGCGGGUAUGAUCAAACCGAUGAGGCUGCGAUGGAUGAUGAUCAAGGAGAAGGGCAAGAGUCUGACGAGGAGGAGCGGAUGGUGGACGUGAAGGAGGCUAUCAGGGCUCACCAGAGAAACGCUCUGGCUCUUGACGUCUGGGGCGGUUCGAGCGAUGUUCGUGAUUGGGAGUGGAACACGAUCAUCGAUGCUCGAAAACUCUGAAAGUUUCCUUCAGAGCCUUUUCUUUUUUUUCGUUCAUCCUCAUACUUGAUCUUGCCACCAGCUCUUGGCUCUAAUGAUUAAAAACACUAAAUUACGUAGUUCUGCGUCAGUGAACCAGUUCCUCUCAUGGAUAUUUAAUGAGUGUUUUAUGUUAUUUUUAUAACAGAAAAAAAUGAAAAAUUG
Molecule: messenger RNA, 2175 nt
Organism: Puccinia graminis f. sp. tritici CRL 75-36-700-3
Lineage: Eukaryota; Fungi; Basidiomycota; Pucciniomycetes; Pucciniales; Pucciniaceae
Exons: 5
Coding region: 1-1992 (663 amino acids)
Source: RefSeq, a predicted model, not a curated record